This is a messenger RNA of Nerophis lumbriciformis (worm pipefish), 384 nucleotides long. The record is from RefSeq and is a predicted model, not a curated record. NCBI's taxonomy places the organism in Eukaryota, Metazoa, Chordata, Actinopteri, Syngnathiformes, Syngnathidae.
AUGAAGAUGUUGUCUCGUUUGCUGAAGGAGCACCAGGCGAAGCAAAACGAGAGGAAGGAGCAGCAAGAAAGGCGUCGCCGUGAAGCUAUUUCCGCAGCCACCUGCCUUACGGAAGCCUUGGUGGACCAUCUCAACGUCGGCGUGGCCCAGGCAUAUGUCAACCAGCGCAAACUGGACCAUGAAGUGAAAACAUUGCAAGUCCAAGCCGGUCAGUUUUCUAAGCAGACAGCACAGUGGAUCAGCAUGGUGGAGGGUUUCAAUCAGGCCCUGAAGGAAAUUGGUGACGUGGAGAACUGGGCCCGGAGCAUCGAGAUGGACAUGAGAACCAUCGCCACGGCAUUGGAGUACGUGCACAAGGGUCAGCCUCAGUCAGCCCCGUCCUAA